Hippocampus zosterae (dwarf seahorse) is the source of this 9313-nucleotide messenger RNA. RefSeq lists its product as uncharacterized. The transcript is spliced from 49 exons. The record is from RefSeq and is a predicted model, not a curated record. Lineage: Eukaryota; Metazoa; Chordata; Actinopteri; Syngnathiformes; Syngnathidae. Bases 280 to 9015 code for a protein of 2911 amino acids.
UGCGCAACCAUCCGAAUCGUAAAACUUCCUACUCUCCCGGAGAGCGUAAAUGCAUCAUUGCGCGAGCGAGGGAGCAUGAGCAAACUAAAUAAACAGCGGGCCUCCACAAUGUAGGAAUAUGCAUACCCCGUUAUGAGAAGCCAAAGUACAUUUGAAAGAGAUCGAAACACAACAGGAUGGUGGGGAGGCAUUUAUAAGCUAAACCAAGAGGCUUUCUGGCUCAGUUUCACUGGUUAAAGGAGAUUUGGACAUCCAGGAGAAAGAAAAGAACUAAUCAAGAUGGAGAACGUUCUCGAAGACAUUGUGGCCAUGGUGAAGCAGCAUAAAAGAGGGAUCCCCAUAAAAAAACUUAGCAUGUACUAUAACAAGACAUACCAUCGCAACCUAUCAAUAGCCAACCUGGGAUUUAAGUCUAAUGCUGCUCUCUUAGCCUGCUUGGAGAACGACUUGGUUGUAGUGGGAAAUGUGGUUUUUCAUAAGCACUACAAGGACAAUAUUGGGACAGUUGACGCUGAAGCUGCAGGAACUAGUGCGAGUGCUAUAGCUGUGACUGUGGCCUGUGAAUCCGCCAAACUAAAAAAGGAAAAAAAGAAGGUCACGAAGGUGAAAAAUCUAGUGACCAUGAUGACAGAACAUCCGCAAGGGAUUCUUAUGAAGCAUCUGGCAACAGCAUACAGGCUAAAAUUCAACCAUAAACUGAAAGUGACCACUUUGGGCUUCAGUUCAAUUGCUGACAUGGUAGCAACCUUAGACAGGGAUUUGGUAGUGAUAGGGGACCUGGUGAUCCACAAGCGCUACCAAUCUCAAGGUCCACCUGGAGAUGGAAUAUCAGGAACUGAGACCCCUUCAAGUUCAGAUUCGGCUUCAUCAAGUCAGCCCAUUCCUGAUAAACAUCUUCCCACUGGACCUGAGCUCACUGAUGAAUUGGACCAGCAACAACUGCACAAGAGAAUUUUAGAGGUAGCUGGAAAAUACAAACUAACUGAACCAUCCAUGGAUCUACUGGAAGUUUGCUAUUUUCAUCACUAUGACGAAAAGCUUCCCUUUCAACUGUACUUAUCCAUGUAUGACAGUUUGGAAUCACCUUCCUCCAAUAACCUGCCAAUUCCAACUGCUACUGGAGCUGCUGCUUUACAGCAAGACGCUGCAGCCAGUACGAGUAAAAAGAGUGAUGCAGCUCGGAGAGAGUGCAGUUCGAGUGUGUUUCAGGAAGCUUAUAAUGCCCAGGUGAGAGAGGUCCAUCGAGAUAAUGUGCGGGCCAUGGAAGCGGUGGUGGACGAUGAAGUCCAAUGGAAGAGGAAAAGAGAUCUGGAUCCAGACACGGUCAGCAAUCUGAUGGAGGAUGUGAUACGAGAUCUCGCCCGAGAGGGAGAGCUGGUCACCAAAGAAAAGGUGAUCUCAAGGACGUGUAUUUUAAUGCAGCUGACUUCGAAGGAAUUAGAAAGACUCAAUCUUCGUAGUAUUCAGGCCCUGAACGACCUUCACUACUUGGUGAAAGAGAUAACGAUGUACAUACAGUCCACUGAAGCAGUGACGUCCGUCUGCACACUCUAUGAGCUGGGACAGAAUUUGGCCGGUCUCAAAAAUAAGAAACGCUUUGAAGAGCUAAACCUGGGACCUCUUUGCAAACUCCCCAUCAUCCACCGCAUGUUCAAGAUUGACAGCAACACCAAGGAUGAUGAUAUCUUCCAGAUUGAGACAGUAGACAUCUUAAAGCAACUUCGCAAUUACAGGAGAAAGACAAAAGAGCCCAAAGUUGACCUGGCUGAGUUUAUGAAGUACCUAGCUGACCAUUAUAACUGUGAGUCUCCUUACGAGCUGGGUAUCAGGAUACACAGUCUCGGGCUGCCCAUCUCGACAUUAAAUAAAGUGAGUCGUCUUGAGCAUAGUGAAAUGAACGAAAUGAAAGAAGCCAUUCGGAAAGAGCUGGAAGAUGAGACCCGGGAGCAUCUAAUAAAACUCAAGAAGAGCGUCCUUGAGCCAGUAAAAGCCACAAGCUCCGUCUUUGCUGGGAAUUUGGAACUCCGAAGAAAAUACGCCUCCUUGACAGCAGCAGAAGUGGUGCUGGCAGUUUUCACAAAUGCAGAAAAGGUGUUGAGUUCUGGAUUGCAUAAGCAUGUCCGGAAAUUCCUAACAGAAGUGUCCGGCAACAAGCUAGCAACAGCUCUCUUUCAGUUGGCAAUCUGCGGUGGCUCGCUAGCUGUCCCACAGGACCAGGUGGCCAAUGAGAAAACUCCCCAAACCUCUGGAAAAAACGAUCCAAUGGAAGACAGACCUGCCACAUCAAUUCCCAGUGAAGCCAAAGUGAAGCAAUACCUAAAAGAUAGCCUAUCCUCGAUAAACUCAGCCAUCCAUUUGGCUGAUAUUGCCAUCUUAGAGGGGAAGUUGACCAAGCAUUUCCAGGUCAAAGACUUUCAUUCCUUGGGUCAAGGCAGCUUCUUGGGAUUUUUGGCGAAACAUAUUCAGCUACUGCAGGACGUGCUUGGUCCAACUUUGAUUCUGAGAAGUGGUGGCAUAGAAUCUGCAAGAAGUUUUUCCAGACCCACCAAACAGGACAUAUUUGAGUUCAUCAAGCAGUGUGGGCAAACUACUUCUGGUAGUCAAGAUGAACUGUCCCACAUUGAGUUGGCACUGCGGUCCCAUUAUGGAGUGCAGGAUAGUCGCAACUUGGGCUAUGGCUCGCUACAGGCACUGGCUAGACUAGUCCAAUGCCAGAAAGACCUCGGUGGAGGAGAACCGAGUCUGGUCUUUUAUGAGUCUACAUUGUUUGCUCGGCAUCCCAUUUUAAGUGCCGAAAGUGAGUGCGAAGCAGUGGGGCGGCUUGGGGAGGUUUCAAAGCUCCAGGCAUUGGCCAGUUUGCAUUCUUGUCCUCUGUUAGAGGAUUUAAGUGAAUGGAGUCAAUGGGAGCUUAUAUUCAAACCUUUCCAUGGCUCCCUCAAAGAUUUUAUUGAAAGAAAUGCAGCAAAUACAGGCUUGGCAGCGUUGGAGGUGGCGCCAAGUUUGUUGCUCAGAAUCACUUCCGACACAGGAGACAAGUAUUUCUCCAAUGCGGCCAUGACCCUUGACCCCGUGGGGACAGCUGGUCACCUCGUGUCCAUUGUUGUAGCCGAUGGAAUCACAAAUGCUCCCACGGCCCUCCUGGCUAAUCAUAUGCAGAGUUCCCUGGCGGCGGCUGUGGCUGAAGAAGAUCUGUCUCGAGCUGAAGAGGACAUGUCAUGUUACAGUACAGUGGCAAAUUUCCUUUUGGAGUGUUUGGUUCGAAUUCCGAAUAGAAUCUGUCAGGCUCUUUUGCAGCAGGUGUUUUUAGAGCCUUUGUCCAGAGUCUUGGGCCAAACAAAGUCAAAACUGGUCCUAAUCACUGUGGCCCAGUCAAACCCGAGGCACAUAAACUGUUUGCAUCGACUUGGAAUCCUUCUGGGCAUCACAGAGUGGUUGAAGCACUACCAAAAAAAGAUGACAACAUUGCAGAUCCAAAAUGGCGCCUCAAACUCAGGACCUUUACAUCAGCCCAAAGUCCAAACACAGUCUCAUGUGGUGGAUUCUGAGAGCAGCACUCUGUCAGGUGAGAACAUGAGUGACGAUGAGGGUGUUGAAGACAACAACGCAACAGACAGCGGUUUAUCCUCCAGUCCUCUCAACCACGGACUUCAACAAGAAGGAGAAGAUCUAGCGGAGGAAGAAUCGGCCGAAGAAGAACUGUUUGUCGAGAUGUCGGACAACUGCAGCGAAGCCCAAGCCAUGUGCAGCAAUCCGUCAGAACUUCUGGAUUUGAAUGAGGACGAGCUGGCCACUUCUCAACCUGAGCCCACUUUAGAUGUUCAAAGGACAAUAAUUGAGGAAAUAAGAAAAAAAGAGUUUGGUAUUGGUGUGGAACUGACAUCUGAAGGUCAAAACCUGAUCCAGGCCCACCAAUACCGGCUUGGCAGAAGUUUGGAUCGCCUCUCGACCGAGCUCUACAGCAAAGACACACAUUUUGUUUUGGAACUCAUUCAGAAUGCAGAUGACAACAAUUACCCAUCAGAUUCUGAUGUUGUUCCAGCCCUGGCUUUUGUGCUUGAGAGGGACUGCAUCACCAUUCUCAACAAUGAAACUGGCUUCCAGGAGGCAAACAUAAAGGCUAUAUGUGAUGUGGGUCAAAGUACCAAGGGCAAACACAAAUAUGGAUAUAUCGGACAAAAGGGUAUUGGCUUCAAGUCAGUGUUCAAGGUCACAGACCGUCCAGAGAUUCACUCCAAUGGCUUCCAUUUGUUUUUCGACAAGACCUGCGGCCCCAUGGGAUAUAUACUCCCCCACUGGAUGGAUGAUGAGAGGCCCUUGGACCCACAGUUAAAUGACUCCUUUCUUCACAGCAGCUGGACAACUAAGAUCUGCCUUCCUCUGCGCUCUGAGAGCCAUCAGACCCGAAACCUAUUUCAUGAUGUGCACUCUUCCCUACUGCUGUUUCUGCACCGGCUACGUUCGAUCACCAUCUACAAUCAGGCUGAGAACCGCCUUGUAACGAUGACACGUAAAGACCUGAGUCAUAAUGUACUUGAGGUAGAGCACACAGAUGGUACUGAACGCUGGCUAGUCGUCAAAACUACACUGCGGCCCAACAUGCUCAAAGAGAAUGUUGAAUCAACUGAGCUUGCCCUCGCCUUCCAACUCAACUGUGACAACUCGGGAAGUGACUAUAUAGGCCAACCGCCGAAACAGCCCGUCUUCGCCUACCUGCCUCUUCGCAGCUUUGGCUUCCGAUUCAUCGUACAAGGUGACUUUGACAUCCCUUCUUCUCGAGAGGACGUUGACAGAGACAGCACAUGGAAUCAAUGGCUCCGAUCGGAGAUACCACAACUCUUCCUUCAGGCCAUGAAAGUCUUCAAUGAUCACCCAGAGUUCACAGGCCUUAGGGGGCUCUGCCAGUUCCUGCAGUUUAUCCCCCUGCCUGACGAGGUUAUGGACUUCUUUAAGCCCGUUGCCGGUCAGAUUAUCCAGUUGCUCAAGGGCAAGGCUUUCCUGCCUACACUCAGCUCAGACGGUCAGGUUGUGUACAAGCUACCAUCCCAAGUGGCGGUGUGUAAGGAUGCCGUGAUUCGCAAGGUUAUCAGCCAAGAGGAGCUGGAAAAGCAUCUUUUGCUGUCAUAUCUCCACCCCGGUCUAAGCCCCGCCCCUCCCGCCUCUCUCCUAUCCCACCUGGGUGUUCGGCACCUCAGGGGCUCCGAUGUAACCACGGUAACCACAGCCAUGGCCAAGGAGCUGAUGAAAGAAGAGACGAUCCACACAGAUGCUGGCCUGCGUCAGUUGGCCAGACUUCUUGUUUGCAACUUCAGAGCCGUGGAACACGGUUAUGGAGACGGGGACUCAAUUUUGCAGACGCUUAGGACUUUACCUAUAAUCCCUCUGGCUGACGGACGCGUGGUGGCACUGGAUGGAGAUGGUGUGUUCUUCCCAUUGGAACAAAGCAAGGAGAAGAAAAAGAAAACCCAAGCCCAAACUGGACACUUGUCUGCAUUGUACGAGGACGUCAACAUAGUUCACCCAUCUCUGAUGAGCUGCAUGGAACCUUUGGAAAGUCAGCAGGUGCGAGAGCUGCUGAAGAGACUGGGAGUUCAUCAACUUGAGCCUCAAGAGCUGCUGGAGCAGCACAUCUACCCUGCAUUGCAACAUGAAAAGUGGAAGUCAAAGUCAGAGGCGGUGGUUGUGAGUUACCUGGUUUUCAUCAAGCAGCACUCCAUCUCCAGCCAAGAGUAUGCAGACAUUGCAUUACCAGUCCUCACCAACAGGGGUCUGCUUUGCCCGGAGCAAAGCGGGGUACACUUCUCCGAAGCAUAUGGCAACAUGGACCUGUCAAAGACACUGCCCGGCUUCGACUGGAUCCUCCUGAGUCCCAAAUACUUGGAGGCAGACAAUGAUCUGGCAGGUUGGAGACAACUGUUCAGCAGACUGGGUGUCAGUGAUGGUCUCAUCAUCCGAAAAGAGAGACAGACGCUCACCCCUAAAGAACUGAAUUCCAGUCCAUGGUCGGUGGAAAGCGCAAUGUGGCAACAAACUCCCGGGGAGAACUGUGUACUUGACGACUACCCAUGCGAGGAGUUUCAUUCCCUGGCCACAGCCCAGCUGACUGCCCACUGCCUUCUGGCACAGAGAAAGGCUUUGCUAAAUCUGCUGGCGACCAACUGGAACACAGGGCAUCGCUACUCUCAGUACCUCACCGCUCAGGUGCUGGACAGAGACGCUCGGCCCAUCAGAACGACCAAGUCUUCCUUCUACCACUUCCUGUGUCAUCUCAAAUGGAUGCCAGCCUUUCGCCCACAGGAAGGCGAAAAGACAGAGAUGACGUACCUCUGUCCGAACGCAGUCUACUUGAAUGCACCGGAAAUCAACAACCUGCUUGGGACACACGUCUAUUAUGUGAACAUGGAGCCAAGCGAGUUCACCAAAUCCCUGGGAAUAAGGCAGAAUGUAUCAGUGGAGAAUCUGAUUGCCUAUCUCAAGAAGUGGUGUAUCAAACCGGCAGCAGACAAACAAGAAUUCCUUGAUGAGGUGUCAGAUGGGGCACAUUUCACUUCCACCGUUCAGCACAUCCAUAACAUAUACUCCUACCUGUACACCAACUGCCCCCAGAGCAGUCUGAAGGAGCUCUUCCAGCAUAAUCCGGCUGUAUUCAUCCAAUUGGAAAACCGCAGUAAUGACUGGUGUUCGGGACGCUUCUACCACCUGAGGGAGGUGUGCUGGAGUGACCCCACUCACAUGUUCCAGCGCUACAGAAUGCUGAUCCGUGGAACGGAGAACCCCAUGGAGGAGCCCAAAGUCUUGGCUCCUUUUUAUAGCAAACUGGAAGGCAUGAAAGACUUCUUUGUCAGACUCCUGAAUGUGGAUGGCAGCCCCAACAUGCGGCAAUAUGUCGCCGUUUUGGAAAUCAUCGCCUCAUCAUCUCCCAUCCCGACCGCUGAAGUGCUUCAGGAUGUGUCAGUGCUCUACGCCACGCUUGCUGACAAGUGUAAAAUUCAAGUGUCUGGCGAACAAGAGGAGGGUCCUCACUCCAUGCUUGAUGGCAAUUACUCCUCCACUUUGAAAGGUAUGGUGUCUGACAAGAGGGUCUUCCCCACCAAGGAUAAGAGCUGGGUGAGCCUGGCACGUAAACCCAUGAUAGCGGACAAUAAAGAGCUGGAGAAGAUUUUUAAACCUCGCAAGGAAGUCUGCCUCCUGGAUCUGCCACCAGCAGAGAAGAAAACAGCACCAAGGAAAAAUGCGGCCCUCUCUGGGAGAACGGCGCCAGGUGAACCAGCCAUCCCGGCCUUCAACGAGAAUGACAGAUUGGCAUUCAUGAACAUCUGCGGUAUCCGUCUGCUAUCUAAGUGUGUCAAGAUGGAGUCGCUCACUGAGAGCUGGAGGCCCUGUCCACCCAUGCAAGCCAUGGUGCGAUCACUGAUCCCCCAUGUGCAGAAGUUCCUCUACCACCAUGAGGAGCUGGCGGAUAUUUAUUCGGAACUGAUUGAGGAUCACAUCGCAGAAAAGAUCAAGAGGCUUAAAUUUGCACAAGUGGGCAAACUGUAUAUCCGCUACCAGCUGGAUUUGGAUGACUACGAGGACGCUGUUGUGGAGUUGACAGAUGUCAUCUGUCUGUUGAAGGAUAAGAAGGAAUUGUGCAUCCAAAAAGAUCAUCUCACAGCCAAGCUGGACAUCUGCAGGGAGCUGGUGAAACUGUUCUGCGCAGAAAGCGGCCACAGGAAAGAGCUGAUGAAUUUCCUCAGUGGCCUGAUUACGUCCCUCAGUGACCCAGCAGCCCUGAAAAGGUUUUUAAUUAAGGAGGACAUCAGAGAGCUGCCAAGUGAGGAGGAGCAGUGGGAAGUCCCGGAGCCUCCUCGGCCAGAGGUGACCCUGGAAAAAACACCAACCAGAUGUCCCACUUCCACGAAUUCACCAUUAGCGUUAGCUCGCCCUGAGCAACCAGACGGAAAGACGACGUUAAUUUCCUGGCCUCCGCGAGCGCCUGUAGUCAAUACAGGAAGCCAGUGCUCAGGCCAUGCCGAUGAAGCAGCAGUCGAAGCCGCUUUGAAGAUGUGGCCACCUCCUGCCCCGCCCAAGGACAGCGACCCAGAGAAGGACAUCUCCGCAAAAGGCAGCGGCCGUGUUGGUCCACAGAAAUUUGACAACAUCAACACUGAGGGCGAAAAACCAUCAAAGACAACCAACGGCAGACCAGCAGACCAACCGGAACCUCAGAGAACUACUAGCCAUUCUGAUGCCGCUGCUGCUUCUGCUGCUACGGGCACAACCAAACCUCCAGGGUGCCAUCAACCAAGCGAAACAUCGACAUCUGGCCGCACAGAGUGCGGAGAGGAGGCGAAAGAGGAAAGCCUCACUGAUGCCGAAACAGCUCCGAGUGCUCCAUCUGUGCAGCCCAUCGAGGCAGCGGGCGAGCAACCCAUUCCAGACAGCCCUGUUGUGCCACAGGUGGUGGUGCUGCCCAGCGUAUUCAAAGGCUCACAAGCGCCUACAGAGACCCAGAGACUCCUUCGGAACUUGGAUUUUCCCAUGUGGGACAAACUCCCGCAGGUCACACUUGAGGACUUGGACCUCACCUGCCAGAGACCCUCCACGGUGGUGAUGACGGACCACAAGGACUUGAAAGCCAUCGGCGAAUGGGGCGAGCUACUGGUCAACUCCUUCCUUUGCCACUGGAGGGACAGCACGGACCCGGGCCGGCCCACACGGGUCUUCUGGUGCAAUCAGAGCGGCGAGAGCGGGCAGCCGUACGACUUCGAGGUGACCUUCGGGCCCACGGGAGAGGAGCGCGGCGAUGCGGAGGAGGAGGAGGUGCUGUACGUGGAGGUGAAGUCCACCAAGAGGAGAGAGAGGUCGUUCAUCGUGCUGUCGGCCAAUGAGCUGCUUUUCGCGCUGACGAGGAAAGAACGCUACCACAUCUUCCGGGUGUACAACGCAGGGGACGCUCAGAACGUGCGUCUGUGUCGCAUUCAGAACCUGGCGCAACAUCUUCACACCAAGAAGUUGGAAAUUUUUCUCUUCAUGUAAGGGGGCUGUGGGGGGGCUCUUAUUUUGCCUUAGAAAGUUUAAUCCUAUUGCACUGAUUUCAACUUCAAACAUUGACUUUUAUUAUCUGUAUUUGAUGUCUUGUUUUAAUCUGCUGUGUUAUUUUAAUAAUACUGACAAUUGCUCAUGAGAAAGCACUCCUUUUUAGAAAUGUAGCAGUGUUUUAAUGUAUAAUUUUAUGAGAUGUCACUGGGGCACAUUGUUGUUUUAACCAAAUUUGGGUUGCACCUUUUCAAUCUGUACACCUUUGUAGAUAAAAAUCAUUUCCAUGUUACUAAAA